AUGACUAUUUUUGGACAGAUUGUAGUAGGUCCUUCUGGUACAGGAAAGACUACUUUUAUUAAUGGAAUGCACCAGAUGUGUGAAGCAUUAGGUCGUCCUCAUUUAGUUUUAAAUAUAGAUCCAGCUAAUGAGAAUAUUCCAUAUAUUCCAGAUAUUGACAUUAGAGAUUUAAUAACUUUGGAUCAAAUAAUGGAAGAAUAUAAAUUAGGCCCUAAUGGUGCUUUAAUAUAUGCAAUGGAAUAUUUGAAAGUUAAUGUUGAUUGGUUAAUAGAAGAAAUUAAUAAAGAAAAAGAUAAGGGACGAUAUUUAUUGAUAGAUAUACCAGGACAAGUAGAGUUAUAUACACAUAAUGCCUCUCUUAAAGAUAUUUUAAAUGACUUAUUUGAAAUAUUAGAUAUACGUUUAACAGUUAUUCAUCUUAUCGAUUGUACCUUAUUAAGUUCUCCUACAAAUUAUAUAUCAUCACUUUUAGUAUCUUUAUCAGCCCAAAUGUCUUUAGAAUUACCAUAUAUAAAUGUAUUUUCAAAAAUAGACUUAUUAAAUACUAUAAGGGAUGAUUUACCUUUUAGAUUGGAAUAUUUUGUAGAAGUUCAAGAUUUAAAUCAACUAUUAAUAUAUUGGGAGAAUCAUUCAGCCCAAGGUAAUCAUCCAAUGGCAUUAAAAUUCCAAUUAUUUCAAAGGGAACUUGCAAAUCUAAUUGAAGAUUCGACUAUAAUGCAAUUUAUACCUGUAGAUAUUAAUGAAAAGAAUUCUGUAUUGUCAUUAUUACAACUUAUUGAUAAAGCUAAUGGGUAA
Molecule: messenger RNA, 795 nt
Organism: Cryptosporidium muris RN66
Lineage: Eukaryota; Apicomplexa; Conoidasida; Eucoccidiorida; Cryptosporidiidae
Product: ATP-binding domain 1 family protein
Exons: 1
Coding region: 1-795 (264 amino acids)
Cellular component (GO): cytoplasm
Molecular function (GO): GTPase activity
Source: RefSeq, a predicted model, not a curated record